AUGUUACGAAUUAAGUUAAGGAAGCUUUUAUUUUCUGUCUCAAGAAAUGGUGCUCUGCAGAUGAAAUCGACCCGGUAAGCUCCGAAGAAACUGAAGAUGCAUGCACUUUGACCUUGCUGUGCUCUUUGAGGCAGUCCUUGAGUCCGCUCCACAAUUUAUAAUUCAGUUGUUCGCCAUCAGUGUUCAGGAGGAACCAGCUGCAAUCAUGCAAAUCAUUUCUCUACCUAUCUCUUUCCUCAAUCAGGCAUGA
Messenger RNA from Pocillopora meandrina, 250 nucleotides. Lineage: Eukaryota; Metazoa; Cnidaria; Anthozoa; Scleractinia; Pocilloporidae. The record is from the annotation of a GenBank genome assembly.